Fraxinus pennsylvanica is the source of this 1335-nucleotide messenger RNA. NCBI's taxonomy places the organism in Eukaryota, Viridiplantae, Streptophyta, Magnoliopsida, Lamiales, Oleaceae. The record is from the annotation of a GenBank genome assembly.
AUGGCCGCUCGGUCAGUUUGCUGCCCCAAUCGUCUUUCAUCUCUCUUAUUCUCUCCCAAAGUGAUUCCAUUUGCUCCUGCUUACUUUUCCACACAAAUUGGCCGUGACGCCCCAGUUCUGGUACGGGAUUUUAUUCACGCAGCUUUGUAUGAUUCAAAACAUGGGUAUUUUUCUAGUAGAUCAGGCUCGGUUGGGGUGCUUGACAGAAGCAUCAAGUUUAAUCAGCUUGGAGGACGUAAAGCUUAUAUGCAACACCUAGAUAAAAUCUACAAGCAAAGUGAUAUCUCAUGGUUUACUCCAGUUGAGCUCUUCAAGCCUUGGUAUGCUCAUGGAAUUGCUGAAGCAAUCAUGCGGACUACGAACUUAUCUGUUCCGCUAAAAAUAUAUGAGAUUGGAGGUGGAUCAGGAACUUGUGCAAAGAGUGUAAUGGAUUACAUAAAACUGAACGCACCAACAAGAGUUUAUGAUAAUAUGAGUUACAUUUCAGUAGAAAUCAGUCCUUCACUAGCCAAAAAGCAACAAGAAACUGUCGGAGAAGUAAAUAGUCACUUGGCAAAGUUUCAAGUAGAGUGUCGUGAUGCUGCUGACCCAAAUGGGUGGGGGCUCGAGCAACAACCUUGUUGGGUCAUAAUGUUAGAGGUGCUUGAUAAUCUUCCACAUGAUCUGAUAUAUUCUGAAAAUCAAGUUUCACCUUGGAUGGAAGUGUGGGUUGAAAAGCAACAUGACAGGUUAGAACUCUCUGAGUUGUAUAAGCCACUACAUGAUCCACUAAUCACAAAAUGCAUGGAGAUUUUGGAUCUGCCAAAAGAUGGUAGUGCUCAAGGAAGCAUGUUUGCAUCAGUUGCCAAAAGUAUUUCAGCCAAAAUACUUCCAAAGCCUCGGAGAUGCUGGCUACCAACUGGUUGUUUGAAACUUCUAGAAGUUCUACACGGUGCUUUACCGAAGAUGUCAUUAGUUGCAUCUGAUUUCAGUUACCUUCCUGAUGUUAAAGUACCUGGUGAGCGAGCUCCACUGGUUUCAACCAAGAAAGAUGGCAAUAGUUUGGAUUACAGCACUUAUCUGGAUGCAAAGGGUGAUGCUGAUAUCUUUUUCCCCACAGAUUUCUGGCUUCUGGAACGUAUGGAUCAUUAUUGUUCUAGACAGCUGAAGCCAAACCAAGAUAAAUCGUUGAAGAAGGGAAAGAAGAGACGGACGCUUACGCUUGACACGUCAUCUUUUAUGGAAGAAUUCGGUCUUCCCUCUAAGACAAGAACCAAAGAUGGAUACAAUCCCUUGUUGGAUGAUUUCAAGAACACUAAAUUUUAUCUGAGUGUUCCAACACACAAUACCAAAUAG